This is a messenger RNA of Brachypodium distachyon (stiff brome), 801 nucleotides long. RefSeq names its product RNA-binding protein 42. The record is from RefSeq and is a predicted model, not a curated record. Bases 116 to 565 code for a protein of 149 amino acids. Lineage: Eukaryota; Viridiplantae; Streptophyta; Magnoliopsida; Poales; Poaceae. The transcript is spliced from 4 exons. Gene Ontology annotation, molecular function: mRNA binding.
CGGCAAUCUAUCUCCAUAUAAAUCGGAGGGAGACGCGUGAAAAACUCGUAAAGAAAUCGCAGGAAAGGAAAACAAACAGCCGAUAGUCGAGACGACAUCACCGGCGUCGUGAAACAUGCAGCAGUCCUCGGAGGACCUCAACACCGGCGGGGAGGAGUUCGUCAUCCAACCUCCGCCAACCAGAAUACCCAGCGCGGCCGAAGAACGGAAGAAGGCCGAGGAACAAGGGUUCAAACUGUUUAUGGGGAAUCUGGGACUCGAGAUCGACGAGGCCUUCCUGACGCGCGUCUUCUCCAAGUACGGAUCCUUCGUCCCCGCCUCCGCCAUCAUCAGGAGGGACAAGGACGGGAGAACCUUGCAGUACGGUUACGUCGCCUUCUCCAAGCACGAGGACGUGGUAGCAGCAUACGACCAAUUCAAGGACGGCUACAUGGGGAGUUCUGGCCGGGUCAGGCUAUCAUGGAGCCCCGAUUAUACAGGGACGUGGAAGAACCUGACACAAGCACAGCUGCAGGAAAGGAUAGAAGCGCGGAGGAGGGAGUCCAGGGCAGCUGUGCCCUGGUGAAGGAAGCUAAAUUAUGGGUCCCCGGUGAUCCGGCCCGCCGGUCAAGUGCUCUGUUUGUAUAUGGUGUCAGUAUCGGUCGCUCUGGAAGUCUGGAUCUCUUUGUAGCAUAGUUUGAAGAACUGAACCAGUGAUCGAACUGGUGGAAAUCUCGGUUCAGGAUUUUACCGAUCGAACCAUCGGUUGAUCGGUUCAAUGUCCGGUUUUUUAAGAUAUAAAAUACUCCCUCCGAUCCUAAA